CAGUAAAACAAGAAGUAGAGAGUGGGGCCGUUACUGUGAAAGAAGAGGAGGACGCGUUCAGAGUGAAAGAGGAGGAUGAUGUUACAGUGAAAGGAGAGGAAGAUGCAGUUUAUGGCGCGAAAGAGGAGGGGGAGGAGAUGACUGUUACAUCGAAAAAGGAGGAAGAGGAGGAACCUGGAUAUCUGGUUCCGGUUUCCCAAACGCAUCUUAAGGCAUCCAAUGGUUCAAACGAAGAAUUUAGCCAUAACAUGGUUUUGAGAAACCGUUCCCUGAUUAACACUAGAGAGAUACGGGACUAUCGUGGAUCCUCUGGGGAGCCUCAACAACCUCAUGAUGCUGAGGAGACAGAGAAGAGUCUCUCCAGAUCAGAACACCUCAAUAAACACCCGCAGAGACCCACAGGGAAGAGAACUCACUGCUGCUCUGACUGUGGGAAGAGAUUCACAUCAUCAGGCAUUAAAAUUCAUCAGAGAACACACACAGGAGAGAAAUCUUAUAGCUGUGAUCAAUGUGGGAAGAGAUUUACUUCAUCUGGAGAUCUGACAGUGCACAAGAGAACACACACAGGAGAGAAACCUUAUAGCUGUGAUCAAUGUGGGAAGAUAUUUGCUACAUCUGGAAAACUGACUCUACACCAGAGAACACACACAGGAGAGAAACCUUAUAGCUGUGAUCAAUGUGGGAAGAGAUUUACUCAGUCAAACAGCCUGAUAUACCACCAGAGAAUACACACAGGAGAGAAACCUUAUAGCUGUGGUCAAUGUGGGAAGAGGUUUUGUCAAUCUGGCCAUCUGACUCAACACCAGAGAACACACACAGGAGAGAAAUCAUAUAGCUGUGGUCAAUGUGGGGAGAGGUUUCGUCAAUCUGGCAAUCUGACUCAACACCAGAGAAUACACAGUAUUGAAAUCUCAUAGCUGUGACCAGAGAUAAUCUGAUAAAAGAUCUGAUCAAAUAUUAGAAAAAACAUACAGGAAGAAGUUGUUUCAUGAUUUCAAUGAAUUAAUGUCACAAUGUAGAAUUUUUUAACAUUGUAGUAGGAGUAUUGUAAUGAUUUCACAAUGUAGAAGCCUAAACGUGUGCCCACUUAUGAAUUGAUAUCAACAUGUAAUGGAUAUUAGCCUCAGGGGAAAAAUCCAGGCUCUGAAAUGGAAGAGUACUAUUUAUGUGAUUUAACAAAAAUUGAUAAACAAAUCAAAUUAAUUUAUAAAGCCCUUCUGAUAUCAGCUGAUAUCUCAAAGUGCUGUACAGAAACCCAGCCUAAAACCCCAAACAGCAAGCAAUGCAGGUGUAGAAGCACGGUGGCUAGGA
Molecule: messenger RNA, 1311 nt
Organism: Oncorhynchus gorbuscha (pink salmon)
Lineage: Eukaryota; Metazoa; Chordata; Actinopteri; Salmoniformes; Salmonidae
Product: gastrula zinc finger protein XlCGF17.1-like
Exons: 3
Coding region: 138-917 (259 amino acids)
Biological process (GO): regulation of transcription by RNA polymerase II
Molecular function (GO): RNA polymerase II cis-regulatory region sequence-specific DNA binding; DNA-binding transcription factor activity
Source: RefSeq, a predicted model, not a curated record